This is a messenger RNA of Rotaria socialis, 1251 nucleotides long. Lineage: Eukaryota; Metazoa; Rotifera; Eurotatoria; Philodinida; Philodinidae. The record is from the annotation of a GenBank genome assembly.
AUGUCGUCAUUGUCAAUUGUUCGACCUGAAAUUCUCGUUGUGGGUAAUCGUUGUUACCGUAUUAAUCCAUCAUCUUUACCAAGUCUUGAGUCCAUUGAUAAUCAACAACAUCAAGUAUACCGAGAGGAAGAAGAAGCAGAUUAUUAUAUUGAUCACCGACAUGAUGAUGAUGAUGAUGACGAUGAACCAAGUUGUAGACCACAACAAAAAACCACAACAAUUGAAUCAGAAGAAAAAUCUCAAAUUGUUAAAAAAGAAGAACCAGUCGAAAACAGUGAUGAUACAAUUGAUUAUAUCGCUAAAGAAAACAUGUUUGUAUGCGAAAUGGAUAUUGCUCCUGCAUUUUAUGGUGUUUUAAUUGGUAAAAAUGCUGAAGCUAAACAAAAACUAGAACAAGAUACAAAUACACAAAUAAUAUUUCCUCGUCGUGAUGAAUCUGGAACAGUUAAAAUUCGUGGUCGCAAUAAAGCAAAUGUUCAGUCAGCUCGUACUCGAAUUGAAAUAAUUAUUGAUAGAAAUCGCCAAAUACAACCAUUUACACAUUUUCUUUCUAUUCCAAUAUGUCAGUCAUCAUCUUCAUUGACAACGAAUUUCAAAAAAAACUAUGAAGAAUUUAAGAAAAAUGUUCUGGAAAAAUGUUCAAAUGAACGAGGAGUAACCACCGAAUUAUUUCAACAAGCCAGUAAAUUACAUUUAACAGUUGCAACACUUGUUCUAUUAUCAAAAUCUGAAAUUGAUUUUAUUAAAGAUACUUUACAAGAUUGUACAAAAAGUUUACUUCAACAAUUUAUGUCGACAGAUAAAGAACGCUUUAUAGUAAAGUUAAAAGGACUAGAAUUCAUGAAUGAUGAUCCAAGUUUUGUUGAUGUACUUUAUGCUAAAGUACAACUAGUUGAUGAAACAAAUAAGAAUCGUUUACAAGCGUUUCUUGAUAGUUUAAAUGAAGAAUUAUCCAGUACAGGUCUGAUGAAACAAAAAUUUGAACGUAUUAAACUGCAUGUUACAUUAAUGAAUUCAUUAUUACGUAAAGAUGAUACAGGAAUAUUAGAAGCACAAAAAACAGCACGUGGAAGAGUCAAAAAUCAAGAACGUGAAUCGUUUGAUGCCAAAAAUAUUAUGCGUUUAUUUGGUCAAUUUGAUUUUGGACAAAUUGAAUUGAGUGAUUUACAUUUAAGUAUAAUGCAUCAACCAGAUCGCCAAGCAGGUUAUUAUGGUUGUGAAACAAAAAUUUCAUUGAAACCAAUCAAUUAA